Messenger RNA from Aspergillus pseudoviridinutans, 930 nucleotides. RefSeq lists its product as uncharacterized. Gene Ontology annotation, cellular component: mitochondrion. The coding region runs from base 1 to 930 and encodes 309 amino acids. The record is from RefSeq and is a predicted model, not a curated record. Gene Ontology annotation, molecular function: nucleic acid binding. Lineage: Eukaryota; Fungi; Ascomycota; Eurotiomycetes; Eurotiales; Aspergillaceae. The transcript has a single exon.
AUGAAUCGGAUCCAUCUUCUCACCAGACUCUUCCGGCGCAACUUGUCAGCCAGUCCAAUUCGUCGCGAGCUCGACCCCUUCACUCGCCGGCUUUUCAAGCUCCCUUCUCCCCCAUCCCCGUCGCAACACCAUAAUGAUCUCGCAUCAUUCCUCGCCUACGCAGAGCGGACCUCUCUCCCCACGACAAGCACAACCUACAUAGGCACACACUACGAAUACACUGUCCAGCAAACCCUCCAGCGCUUCGCCUUCUCCCUGCACCGAGUCGGCGGGCGCGACGAUGCCGGCAUCGACCUCGUAGGCACCUGGCACCUCCCGCAACACGAACACCCGCUGCGCGUCUUCGUGCAAUGCAAGGCCCUCAAGACCAAACUGGGGCCGAAUCUCGUCCGGGAGCUCGAAGGGACGUUCCGCCAGUCGCCUGUGGGAUGGCGCACGGGGACGAAGAUUGGAGUUUUGGUCGGCCCUCGUGAGGCGACGAAGGGGGUUCGGGAUGCGAUGGCACGGAGUGCGUACCCGCUUCUGUGGAUGAUGGUUGAGCGUGACGGGGAGCUGCAGCAGGCGCUCUGGAAUAGUUGCGCUGAGCAGCUGGGUUUGGGUGCGUUGGGGGUGGAGAUGGUGUAUGGAGGUGCAUCGAGUAGGAGGAUCAGUUUGACCUGGAAUGGGUCUGAACUGCCGUCUAUGGACCAGGUCGAGGAACUCAUGAUGCAGCGGCAGGUUGAAUGGCUACGACUAUGGGAUGCGGGCUCUGAGAUGUCGGCGGCGCGUAGAGCAGAAUUAUUGGAUCUUGUACAGCAGCUGUAUCCUGAUGAGAAGCCGCUCUUGUUAGGGGCUGAUACGUGCACUACUUUGACAGAGGCAGAUAGGACCAAGGUACUGCAGCAGCUGCGCAACAGGCUACAAACACCUGCGGAGGACAGUGGAAGUUAG